Messenger RNA from Maylandia zebra (zebra mbuna), 3729 nucleotides. It is a transcript of the gene cfap70, whose product is annotated as cilia and flagella associated protein 70. Gene Ontology annotation, cellular component: extracellular exosome; motile cilium. The record is from RefSeq and is a predicted model, not a curated record. Gene Ontology annotation, molecular function: protein binding. Gene Ontology annotation, biological process: cilium movement; cilium assembly. NCBI's taxonomy places the organism in Eukaryota, Metazoa, Chordata, Actinopteri, Cichliformes, Cichlidae.
CCGCCUGUGAGCGACGAGAGGUAUCGUUGCCAUGGAAACGCGUCCCCGUGCGACAAACUGACCUUUAAUGGAGGCUCCAGGAAACACGAAAAGACACAGCAUGAGUAUAAAAAUACAUAUAAACCGUGGAAAUGACCUGCAAUCAAAAAAAGGAGACAGCUUUCAGAGUUUGGUGCGGGUUGAGUUUGAUGGAACAUUGCUGGGAGAGUCAGAUGAGAAGCAGGGUAACCCCAUGCAGGACUUUAUUGACUAUAAAUUUACCUGCAUCUUCCGCUGGCCAAACGACGCUCAGGCUCUCAGUGACAUUGCCCAAAAACCCAUUGUAUUGACAGUGAUAGAAGUCCUGGCUGAGGAGAAGAAUGAUGAACCAAGACAAGUGCCUCUGGGCCAGGCUGUUGUUGACCUUCUACCACUGUUACAAGGUCAGUGCAGUUUCUCAUCCACAGUCUCUGUCAAUUCGGUGCCCAACCUCCGGGCCAAAUCUGCCCAGGACACCGGCCUCAAGUUCCCCAACAAAGAUAGGAGUGCAACCAGAAUGAAGCAAGGAUCCAGCCAAGCAGUUUUUAAAUGGAAAAUGAAGGUGCCUACCCUCGAUGUGAGUGUCAGUGUGUUGGAUCCAAUACUGUCCGAGGCUGACCUCUCAGCCUCUAAUCUACUAAAGGUAACUUUGGAGACAGCCUACUCUGUCCCAGACUCAUGGAUGCUGCCAUCCGGCCCUGCUCCCACUACCUUCACAUACACUGCUGCCCUAGAGAUCCCUCUUACUGCAGACCAAGACCAAGUGCUAGUGUUCCCUGAAGGGCAGCUGAAGGCAGGGGGGCAGGGAGAAGAAAAGGAACGUCAGAAGAAGAGGCCCCAUAGGGACACACUAGCUCCAGAGAACCACUUCCUGCCUGGAGUCUUUUUCAAGCCAGAGGAAAUUGAUCAGGAGGAUGGUGAGCUGACUGCUCGAGAGGACCGGGCAUUUCGUGAUGAGGCAGAGACCACGAAGAACAGAGUGAGCUGGGACACAGAGAUGUACUGCUUUCUGGACGCAGGGGGAACUACAAGGCUGAAGCAAAGGAUAACUAAGAGCAGAUUGUGGCCAGUGGAGAUCAUGAGGUCAUUGGCUCCAUUAUCAAAGUUAGGUGCUGAGGACUCAGAAAUCCCCUACCAUGGUUUGGCAUUUAUAGACUUUGGGCAGCUGCUGUAUCCUGGAGUCCAGCGAAUCCGAGGAGCAUACAGCGUUCAGCCUUUCUCUGAGGAAGAUUUGCUGAAUAAGGCCAAGCGAAGCAUCAGUGUUUUAAAGGAAAAAGCUAAGGAAGCUGCCAGCCAGGCCAAAGAUAUUGUCAGCUCUAACAAAGCAGGAAAGAACAUGAAUGGAAGCAACAAGGGACCCACAGAUUCCAAUGAGCAAGGCAAAAAGAUGUAUGUGGAGGCCAGAACUUAUAUUAUCAUUGAGAUAGCCUUGGAGAAACCGCUGGUACCAAAACCAUCACCAGAAGAGCUAGCCCAAAGGGUGACGGCAUUGAUCCCUCCCAAACCUAAACGUCCAGCUGGUCCUAGUAGAGCAGAAAGAGCUGUGCUGGACUUCCACAGGCAGGUAGCAAACACGGUGUCCCAUGUUUCAGAACAGUGUGAGGAACUAUUUGGAACAAGUUGUGAAAUUCCCCAAGACGACAGCUUGGAGAAAAUGAAGAUUCAGUUGAUAGGAGCGCUCAAUGACUCUGGGAGAUACUUUGUCUUCAAGGAACAAAUGAAGCAUGCGGUGGUGAGGAUCGUACGUGACAAGAUGAGGCGGACAGAGCCGUUCACGGAUGAUCAACAGCUGAAGGAAUUUGCCAGCAAACUCUAUGUCUACCUGGUUGAUGAGAUGCACGUUGCUAUGAGCAAGAUUUAUUCUCCAGAUGCUGUUGAGGGCUACCCAGAUAACAUCCAGUUACACUGUUCUCAGCUCUCACAUUUUGCCAGAGAGGCACAGCUUACUGGGAAUUACGAGCAGGCUGCAUAUUACUGGAAAGAGCUAGUGGUCAGGCACCCAAAUGAGCCCACCUAUAUGUUUGAGUGGGGGGGCCUGUACAUGCUGACCGGAGACUACCUGAAGGCAAAAGAGUGUUAUCAUGAUGCUGUGUCUAUCGACCAAGUGCACCAACCCAGCCUGAUGAUGUGUGGGGUAUUGGCAGUGAUGUUUGAGCAUUACAGUGAGGCCCAGACUUUCCUUGAGCGAGCCACCAGCCUAGACCCUCUCAGCGUGGUGGCCUGGACACUGCUGGGUUUGUUCCAUGUGGGUCAGAACGACUCCAUCCAGGCUGCGAGGGCUUUUAUGGAGGCCACAAAGCUGUUGAAUGCAGAAGAGGCAAAAAAGCAAGAGCAGAGCGAGGAGAAGGGGGAGAAAGACAAGGAGGAGAAACACCAAGAGGAAGAGAACAAGCAGGAGGCAGAUGAAACAACAAACUCUCCCAGAGUUAUGCAAGAACUUGUUGACCAGGAUUCAGAGAUGCAGAAAGAAGAGCCUCCAGCACCGAGUGUCAGCUUGAAAUCAGCUCCUGCUACUAUUUACACACAGAUCAUCCAAUUCCUGCUGCAGAACAAUGCACUGCAGAUGGCAGAAGUCGCUCUAUCUGAGGAGCUCCUAUGUUCAGAUGGCGGUCGCAGUGCUUCCUACUUCAUUCAUCUGGCCCAGUUGCAGCUGCUUAAAGCAGACUACUGCAGUGCUGCUGCCAACCUCAAAGAGGCACUGUCCAGCAUAGAUCAGGAUCCUGAUGCAUGGGCUUGGAAUGGUCACUGUCACUAUCUACGAGGGGAGUUCCAUGAGGCUGAGGAGAGCUACGAGUGGAGCUUCAAAUUCCAGCAGAAGCCAUCAGACUCUCACAUUGUCUUGCUCCGCCUGGGAUCCAGCUACUUUAUGCAGGAGAAGUUUCAGGAAGCCAAGGUUGUGUACCUGCAGGCCUGUGAACAGUCUCCAUCCUGCCUGACCUGGCUAGGCCUGGGCGGUGCAUGUUACCGGUUGGAGGAGUUUUGUACAGCUGAGGAAGCUUUGACUGAGGCCAACCAUUUGGACAACCAGAAUGCAGAGGUCUGGGCUUACCUGUCUCUCAUUUGCCUCAAGUCUGGCAAAAAGGAGGAAGCAGAGAAGUUUUAUAAAUAUGCAAUACGGUUCAACCUACAGAUGGAGUCACUCCACAAAGAGUUUGAAAAGUUGAAGAAUCAGCUUCGCUUCCAUCAUCUGGAGUCAUGCUUUGAAAGAAGCACUGAAGCAAAAGAAUAAAUCAUAUGUCCAAAUCACCUACAGAGAGUAAUGCCAGCUAGACGAUGCAAGCUUUUAUCCACUUAUGAGCUUAUACAUGUAUAAAAGUGGCACCCACAUGGUGAUGAAAUGUGAUGUCACUGCCUGGAAGAGUAACCAGUAACAACAGGCGACAGGUAAAGGAAAAAUAAAAAGGUGGGUGAAAUGAUCAUACAGUUUACUAGGGCAUUAAUGGGUUGUUGUUGUUGUUGUUUUUAGCUUAAAUCUGUACUGCUGUUUUGAACUGCUUCACCUGCUUGUAUUGUCUCCAUGUAUUUUCUCCUGUCUCAUUUGCAAAAUCUAAAUUUAAUUAUUCAGUCAAAAUGUAAACAUUUAUUUUACAAGUUAAUAUGUAUAAUCAGAUUAUAGAGUGGAAAAAUCCUAACCUUUUGUACUGUAUACUCUUCAGUGUUUACAUGAAAACAUUCUAAAUGAAAAGAGGUACAUUUGUUGCAUGAACUUGU